AUCAACACAUUUACCCUGACUCUUAACCUUACUGUAACCCUAGUAACAGGUUACAUAUCAACACAUUUACCCUGACUCUUAACCUUCCUGCAACCCUAGCAACAGGUUACAUAUCAACACCUUUACCCUGACUCUUAACCUUCCUGUAACCCUAGCAACAGGUUACAUAUCAACACAUUUACCCUGACUCUUAACCUUCCUGUAACCCUAGCAACAGGUUACAUAUCAACACAUUUACCCUGACUCUUAACCUUACUGUAACCCUAGCAACAGGUUACAUAUCAACACAUUUACCCUGACUCUUAACCUUCCUGUAACCCUAGCAACAGGUUACAUAUCAACACAUUUGUAGUUGAUAGUUUGUUCAAUAUUUAUCUGGCGAUCAAUCAUGUUGUGUUGUAUCAGCAGGAGAUGAAGAAGCAGCACCCUCCUCUUCCUCACCAGGAUGUCCAGAGAGAGAUCAGAGAGGGGGAGUAACUGGGGAUACACCAUGAUGGAGCCCUGAUACAGAGGACAGAGCACAGUUAAAUGGAGGAGCGGGACAGAAGCCGCUCCCCGUCCCGCAGGACCAGUCGGGUGGAGCAGGUGGUGGGGCGAUGGCUACGACGCUCCAGGGAUUCCAGCAGCAGAGAGCGUAUCCUGGUAGAUGGGAAGGCGGCUGUGGGGGGAGAGUCUAGCGGUCAGGACCAGAAGAACAGCUACCCGGUUAGACUGACCGUCCAGAUCCUACGAGACCCCCUCCUCAACACUCAUGGAAUCACCCUGACACCUCAGACACCUAUACUGGUGCAGGACAUCACCCCAGCGGGGCCGGCUGAUGGAAGGCUCAUCCCUGGCGACCAGGUCGUAAAGAUCAACAAUGUUGCCGUCGAUGACCUGACCCCAGAGCAAGCGGCUGACCUCAUCAGGGAGUGUCAGCACUCUGUGAUGAUAACGGUCCUCAGAAACUCAGCGGGACCCAAGUCUUCCUUCAUCACCCCAGAGAAGAGAGCUAAACUCCGGUCCAACCCGGUCAAAGUUCGCUUUGCUGAGGAGGUUGAGGUCAACAGUCACUCUCAGGGCAACUCGCUGCUCUUCCUCCCCAACGUUCUAAAGGUGUAUCUGGAGAACGGACAGACCAAGGCCUUCAAGUUUGAACCCAACACCACUGUCAAGGACAUAGUAAUGACCCUGAAGGAGAAACUGUCUCUGUCUCGUAUUGAACACUUCUCUUUGGUUCUGGAACAGAAGUACAGCAUCAGUAAACUGCUGUUACUACAUGAAGAGGAGAGGAUACAACAGGUGGUUCAUCAGAAGGAAGUCCAUGACUACAGAUGUCUGUUCAGAGUGUGUUUUAUACCCAGAGAACCUGAGCACCUGUUACAAGACGACCCCACUGCCUUCCAAUACCUCUACCUGCAGGGUAUAAAUGACGUGCUACAGGAGCGUUUUGCAGUGGAGAUGCGUUGCAACACGGCCCUGCGUCUGGCAGCCCUGCACAUACAGGAGAGACUAGCCAGCUGUGGACAGUCACCUCGGACCAAACUCAAGAUCAUCACGAAGAGUUGGGGCAUUGAGAACUUUAUCUCUUCAACCCUCCUGAGGAACAUGAGGGAAAAGGAUCUGAGAAAGGCCAUUGGCUAUCACAUGAAGAAGAGCCAAUCACAGGAGCCAAAGCAGAAGGUGCUGUCGGCCAAUCAGGCGAAGAUUAACUACCUGGAGGAGCUGUGUGACCUCAAGUCCUUCGGCGGGAAGUCCUUCAGCGCCACCAUGAUGCUCCAGGACAGAGAGUCGAUGGUGACCCUGUUGGUGGGGUCGCGGUACGGUAUCAGUCAGGUGGUGAACCACAAACUGAGCAUCAUGACCACCCUCACAGAGUUCAGCAGCAUCACACGCAUAGAGCUGCUACCAGAGUCUGACCGCGUCAGUCUGGUCAAGAUAUAUCUACAGGACAUCAAGCCUAUCACCCUGUUGUUGGAGUCAGUAGCAGCUAAGGAACUGUCCUGUCUGGUGGCAGGGUACUGUCGUGCCCUAGUGGACCCCAGCCUCAUCAUCUUCCCCUGGACACAGGACGGCAAGCAGCACCGCGUGUCUGCCGAGGAGGGUUAUGUGUCGCGGGGUGGCAGUGACUCUGACGAUUCCUCCGACAUGGACAUGGACACUCUCAUCUCCCUUGUAUCCCAUAACAACAAGCGAACCACAUCAGACCCGGUCGGUCUACGCCGGAUUAUGGAGGAGAGGAAAGAGGAGAGGAAAGAGAGGAAGGAGAGAGAGGACAGGAAAAAGAAUGAGAAGGGAGAAGGAGAACAAGAGAAAAAUAUGAAAUACGGAACUAUGUCUCCACUGAGAAAAAACAAAAAGAAGGAGAGAAUUGAGGAGAAGGUGGGGGGAGUUGGGGACCAGAGAGAGAAAGACACUGAAGCAGGAGGAGAGGUGAACUCUGGGAAACAACGAGGAGCAGAGAACGGAGCAAUGCAGGAAGACGACAGAGAAAGAGAGGACAAGAGCGCAAAGAAGGAAAGAGAAGGAAAGGAGAGGAAAGGAGAGGAGGAGAGAGGAGGGGAGAGGAAAGGAGGAGGGGAGAGGAAAGAAGAAGAGGAGAGAGGAGGAGGGGAGAGGAAAGGAGAGGAGGAGAGAGGAGGAGGGGAGGUUCGGGGGGCUAUGACAGAAGAGCACCGGUCCGUAUCAGAGGAGGCGUCAGACUCGUGUCGUACUGAUUCUCGUUUCAUGACCAGCAUCUCCAGUGACUCCCUGGAUGCUCUGGAGGAAGAUGACCUGAUCGCCUGCUCUUCCUCCCUCCCUCACCCUCACCCUCCCUUCCGCCUCACAGUGGAGCCCCCUCAUCCCCAGCCUCACCCACGAGAGGGUGCAUCCUCACCACAAGGAAGGGCAGGAGAGUGGAGAGGAGAAGGAGGUGGAGGGGGGUCAGGAGAGUGGAGAGGAGGGGGAGGAGAGUGCAGAGGAGGGGGAGGAGAGUGGAGAGGAGGGGGAGGAGAGUACAGAGGAGGGGGAAGAGGGAGGAGAUCGGGCAACGGAGCUUGGGUCAACUCUCACCAUUCUCCCAUGACCCCUGACUCUAUAAACUCUGAACCUGUGACCCCCGUGGUUGACCCCUCUGAGAACCUGAACUACGCUGAGCUCUCUCUCAUGCUGGAGUACCUCCCCAGUCCUCCGGAGGCGAGUGACGAUGAGGAUGAGGAGGAGAAGAGGGAAGAGAGGAGGAGGAGUAAUGAAGGAACUGGACAGGAGGUAUUGUCUGUAUCCGGAUGUCCCCGUUCCUCCUCCUCCUCACUUAUGGACUGUGUGUUUACCUUCGAGCAGAGCGACGCGAGGCAUUACUACAAUAUCUGCCCUAAUGUUACCCCCGACAGCACCCGCAGCCUCACCCACCCUCACCCUGAGACUGAGGAAGAGGAAGGUGGUGGUGAGGAGGAAGAGCAGGGGGCACUCCUAACCCUAGAGCCCGUGCCCAUCCUCCAGCCGCCUCCAGGGUUCGGAGACAGCAGUUCUGACGAGGAGUUCUUUGAUGCGAGGGAUCGGAUUGCCUCACCUGAAGACCCAACAUCAGGGACUGUGUCCAGAGAUUUUUCAGCCGAGAUGACGAGUGGAAUGACGCAGCAAUCUGUGAGCCUGAGUGACAUCAGAAUCAGCCUGGCUGAAGGAACGAGGCAUGAAAGAGAGGCGGGUAGAGAGGGAGAGACCAGCGAAGGAGGAGGAGGGAGAGACAUGUUCUCCAGGCUCUCUAGGAAAAGAUCGAAGAAACGUCGUUCCUUCAUGCAGACCGACUUCACCUCAACAGUCUCCUACCCUGGACCGGACCAAAACCAGGAGCGGAACAGGAACCCAGAUCACGUUCCUGAUCAGCAUCUGGACCUGGCACAGAACCGGACAGAGAGCUCAGACGAAAGCCAGCAGCUGAGUCUGGACCCAGAACCAUCUGAGCAGAGCCAGAACCCAUGUCCUACUGUCUCCUCUCUGAGCCACGCCGAGGGUGAGGCGUCCCAGCUCGAGUCCAAGCCUAUCCUCGCCAAGCCCAGCCCAGAGGGGUCCCAUCGGGGACCAGGAGAGCCACGUGUGCUUGAUAACCCAAAGGGAAAUCCACGGGCGCCUGAUAACCCGAAGGGUGACCUCCAUAGGAGCUCCAGGAACAGGCGGCAGUCCAUGGAGACGGAGCCCGACAUGAUGGAGUCCAAAUCGGUCACGGCCCUGGUGACGGCAGCCUCCCUCUCCAUCACGGCUGUCCGCUGUAGAGUAGAACCAGACGGCAAGGAGAGCCCUGAUCGUAGAGGAGACGGGGAGGAGGUGGAGGGAGAGAUGGAGGAAGAGGAGGGGGGUGGAGAAGCAGGGGCAGGACCAUUCACAUGUCACAUGUUUCUGACUGAGAUUAAGGAGGAAGAGGGGCAGAGGGGGGAGGAAACGGGGGAGGAGGGGGAGGAGGGGGAAAGCGACAGAGAGGAGAGACAGCCCUCGCUCAUUUCUGAAGGACCACCCUCUGUUAGGGGGUCCCAAUUUAGUAGACGACCUCUGUGUCUCACGAAAGACGAGGAUCAGGAAGCCUCUUUCGUACCCCAAAUAAGUAUCUCCCAUCCAGGUGUGUAUGGGAGGGACACGGGGGGUGAACAAGGCAUGGCUGGUGGUGAGGAGAGCGUGACUCCCCUUUCUGCUCCUCCUCCCCCCACCUCUCCACUGCCACCCUUCCCAGCCCCCUCCAUCCCCCACACGGAGAGGGGAGAGAGGGAUAGCAAGGAUGGGAAUGUGGGGUCUCAACCCAAACUUUUCAUACUCUCAGACGGAGAGAAGGACAUUAGCUGCUUGACUCAAGUCCAUAGAAAACUCGCUAUCAGUCACCAAGACCUGACAAGCCAAAGGAAAGCAGAAAUUAAAAAUGAUGAAGAUAUAGAUAGCACUAAUUCUGUUACUGAUAACACUGAUGUUGCUACGGCUAACAUUGCAGAUACAGGCCACAUUCAUUCUGUCAUGGCUAACACUGAGACUACAGUUGACUCUGAUUUAGCCACUGCUAAUCACAAAGAUACAAAUAGCAUCAAAUCUGUUCCGGCUAACACUAUAGCUUAUGCCGAUUUUGCUACGACUAACAAUGAAGAUAAUGCUAUAAUUAAUUCCCUUACAACUAGCAAUGAUUCUACAGGUAAUGCUAACUUAGCUAUGACUAAUGCUAAUUCAGCUAAUGCCAACUCAGCUACGGCUAACAUUCCCAAAGAGUCUCCCAUAUCACCUACAACAGGCUUCCUCCUCCGGCCUUGCUCACCGGGCAUCAUCGGGCAAAGCCUCUCGGCCUCCACAUUACGGGGGAAGAUCCAGAGCCUGCCCCUCUAUUUAUCUCGCUCCCAGGAAACCCUCACCCUCUCUGGGGUGGGAAGCCCCAACAGGAGCCCCUCUCCGGAGACCACCAGCAACAAGACUGAGGUAAUGGUCACCACCGAAACCACCAAGUACGACGAUGUCACAAAGGUGGCAACAGGGGAGGAUUUGAAAGAUUCCGGGGUGGCGUUGGUAGAAUCGGAUGAUUCUGAGGUUACGCUGACAGAAUCGGAGGUUGGCGAGGUUGUUGUGGAGACGGCCGGGGCGGAAAUCACGAGGUUGACGGUUUCAGAGGUCAAGGAGGUGAUCGAGAAGGUCGUGAUGGUCUACGGAUCCUCCCUUCCUCCCCCUUUAGCACCCAUCUCUCUAGAGUCCAAACCAGAUCCCAAAAUGGUUGUCAAGUUGCCUACCUGUCCCAUUGCUACAGUGGAAACUGCCCCUCCUAUGGCUCCAGCACCUAUCUGUCUGGAGCCCAAACCAGUCCCUGAACUACUCUCCCCAGGCUCCACUAUCCACAAAAUGGCCGCCCCAUUACCUUCCUGUCCUUCCUUUCGCGUGCCCAUACGCGUAGAGCCCAAACCAGACCAUGAACCACUAUCCAUACGCUCCAAAAUGGCCGCCUUGUCGUCUUCUUAUCCCCCUGCUUUAGUGGUAACCACAGAGAGUCUGAAUUCCUCUUCUUCUAAUCCUCACCCCAUCAGAGUAGAACCCAUGCCAGAGCCUUGCCUUGAACCCUUUUCAGGCCCCAAAAUGUCUGCUCCGUUGUCUUCCUGCCCCUCUGCUUUAGUGGUGACCACACAGAGUCUAGUGGUGACCACACAGAGUCUAGUGGUGACCACACAGAGUCUGAACGGACCGGGGCUCAGCUUCCCUAGUUCUAACAUGAGAGGACAGCCAUUUGGGAGCAACAGCUUCUGUAGACCCCCAGGUGAGGAGGCAGGCCUGCUGAACACUCUGACUACAGGGUGUGGGGUCUUCACCUCCACCUGUGAGACCCAGCCCAACCAGGCCCACAUGGAAUCCUAUUCGCCGGCCAAGCCUGACUUUGGGUGUAGCUCGGUGCUGGCGUCAGGGUGCGAGACGGUCAUGGAGGGGGUGCAGACGCCCCUGGAGGCAUGCAGGUGUCCACCACCGCUGGUUUAUACCAACUGUUUCAGCGGGGGUGACAGCUUCGACGAUGAGUUGACAGUUUACGAGUUCUCCUGUCGGACAAGUUCUCCUCCUGCCUCCCAACCCUCUUCCUCUGCGCUGGCCCUCCCUCUCACGACCUCUCCUCCUCUCUCCUCUUUCCUCUCCUCCUCCCCUCCCUCCUCCCUCCUCUCUCCCUCCUUCCCUCGCUCCGUCCUGCCCCCCUCCUCCUCCAUGGAGCUCUCACCACUCCUCUCCCCGCUCCUCUCCCCGUCCAACUGCUUCUUGUCCCAGUCAAGUCUCCAUGAUGAUAUCAGCCGACUACGCCACCGCCGCUUCCCACCGCCCCCCGCAGGGUUCCAGAAUGUCCGGAGCGACGUGGACGAGCUUCUCACCCUCCUGCAGGGGGGUAGGAUGGGGAGCAGAGGGGGGAGGCACCCCAGGGAGACCUGCGCCACCCACUUCUCAGAGAACAAGCGUCUUCUCCACGGGGAGGCCCGGAGGCUGAUGGCUGGCUGUCAGAAGGUGGUCCGGGUGGGGCAGACCCCAGACGAGAUGCUCUUCUCCCUCUCUGACAGCUUCAGGACCCUGGUGGGCAUGGCCGGCAUGUGCCUAUGGUUCUCUGGGUGCGACCGGUGCGACCGGAGGAAUGCCGAGGCACUGGCGGGGCUGGCGGACGUGGCCAGAACGUACCGGGAGUUUGUGCUGGCUGCGGAGAGGGCGAGCGGGAGGCGGAGCUGUCAUGACCUCAGCACCAAGCUCCUUGCCAAGCAGUGUACCGCCCUCACUGCUUCUGUCUUCUGCCUCACACAGCUGUUCCGCACACUCACCGCGCUCUGAACUGAACCAACGAUCUCUGACCCCUAAAACACAUGUCGGUUGACCUUUCAAUUCUGACCUCUAGACCCACUACACAGGGUUGCCAGCCAAUCAGUCAGCCACCAGGCUGAGUGGGGAAUGAAUGUGUGAACUGCAACAGGUCCACGUAGCGACAAAAAAAAGUAGAAGCACAAUUGAAAGGAGAGAGAGAUGAGACAAGGCAGUUCUAGUGUCCUGUGACAUCAUGGAGAGCCUCUGUGACAUCACAAAUAAGGAACCUCUAUGACAUCACAAAGUGCCUGUGUGACAUCACAGAGAACAUGUGACACGCUGGAAGACAUAAAAGUGAUGUCAUAACAGGUCCCAAAAGACUGUUCAGCUUUUUUAACCGUAACCUACAGUACACUGUGCUGAAACCACACAAGGGACAAACUGGACAUACGUAGCAUCAUCACCACACUGCAAGAAGCCUCACGCAAUGACAAUCUCCGGACUCAGAGCCAACCUGCUUGCGUUAAUAGAGUAUUUAAGUAACUAUUAUAUUUGAAUGUCAAUAAUUUAUUUGUUUUCAUUCAUUAUUUAUUUGUU
This is a messenger RNA of Oncorhynchus kisutch (coho salmon), 7836 nucleotides long. RefSeq names its product FERM and PDZ domain-containing protein 1-like. NCBI's taxonomy places the organism in Eukaryota, Metazoa, Chordata, Actinopteri, Salmoniformes, Salmonidae. Gene Ontology annotation, molecular function: protein binding. The record is from RefSeq and is a predicted model, not a curated record. Gene Ontology annotation, cellular component: cytoskeleton. The transcript has 16 exons. The coding region runs from base 529 to 7269 and encodes 2246 amino acids.